AAAAUGAAUUUUGAUUGGAUGCUUGGAUUGGACAGUAUAACAGGGCUAAUCGUGGUUCUACUAAUAAUUCUGGUGGUGAUUCGGUUACUGCAGACUCCGUCCGGAGUCCCUCCCGGUCCAACUGGGUAUCCAGUGGUAGGAUGUAUUCCACUGAUGUGGAAGGGGAACGUGCUGGAGACGUUCCGAAGACUCCGAGGAAAGUAUGGCGAUGUUUACAGUAUUCAGCUGGGAUCAACCUUUACUGUCGUUAUCAAUGGUGUUGAAGCGCUUACCGAAGCAUUUGUGAAAAAUGCAGAUUACUUUUCUGACAGACCCGAUAACAAUGCUGUUCCGCAUCUCUUACGUGGAAAAGGAAUUGGAGCGUCGUCUGGAGAGCAUUGGAAACAAACUCGGACUUUUUCACUGAUGACUCUUCGGGGUUUUGGGUUUGGCAGAAAAAUCUUGGAAACCAAGGUGAAGGAAGAGGUUACUGCCUACUUGGAAGUCCUUGAGGAACAGAAGGGGCAAGCUUACGAUGCUAAGGAUCUAACCCGAAUAGCAGUCUCGAAUAUAAUAUGUAGCAUUGCUUUUGGUAACAGGUAUGAAUACACCGAUAAAAAGUUCAAACACUUGACUGCUCUUUUGAAUGAGAAUUUCAGAUUGAAUUCUGUUGCCGGGGCAAUACGACAAUUGCCAUGGUUACGUUUCCUGCCGGGAGAUGCAUUCAACAUUAAGAAGUUUCAUAGGAAUGGUGAUCAAAUAAAGGAAUUCGCAAACGAUCAGAUAGCUGAACAUCGAGCAACGUAUGACGAAAAUAAUCCUCGAGAUUUUAUUGAUGCCUUUCUGCAACAACAGAGAAAAACGGACCGGAACCAUCCUAUUUUUGAGGACAACAACCUAGCAGCCUCCAUUAAGGACUUAUUUUCAGCAGGCACUGAAACAACUUCCGCCAUGAUUAGAUGGUCAAUACUUUACCUUCUACAUAACAAAGACAUCCAGGAUAAACUUCGACAGGAGAUAGAAACAGUUGUCGGGACCUCCAGACUUCCGUCUCUCGACGAUAAACCCGCCAUGCCGUAUUAUGAGGCAUUCAUUAUGGAAGUCCUUCGGAUGGGAAACAUUGCACCUCUGUCUGUGGGUCAUGGGGCUAGGACGGACAUCCGAUUUAGGGGGAUGGUCAUUCCAAAAGGCUCAGUCAUAAUUCCAAAUCUCGAUUCGGUCAUGAGCGAUCCGACUUUGUUUGAGGAUCCUCUGCAAUUCAACCCAGAGAGAUUUCUUGGAAAAGACGGAAAUGUCGUCGGCAAAAAAACAAUGGCUAUGGCUUUCUCAUUAGGACGGCGAAUGUGCCUUGGACAAUCUUUAGCGAAGAUAGAGAUGUUCUUGUUCAUUACAGCAUUAAUACAAAGGUUUGAGUUUCUACCGGAAAACCCGGACAAACUGCCAUCACUUGAAGGCAUCGUUGGAUUAUCAAGGACCCCAGCAGCCUAUAAAUUCCGUGCUGUAUAUCGCCACUAAAUGACGAGUCAAAACAGAAUUCCGGAUAAUAUUGAAUGAAUCCGAACAAUAUUUUGUAUACAUGUUAUAUCAUAAACAAAAGCGUAAUAUCGCAUCACUCUUUUUUAAUCGGGUGUCCGUAGAGUUUUAAAACAUCUGGCAAUGGUCAGAUCUGUUUGUGUUUAAUAACAAAUUCAGAUUGUGUGUGUGGUCAU
Messenger RNA from Ylistrum balloti, 1688 nucleotides. Its product is annotated as cytochrome P450 2B5-like. The transcript has 4 exons. Gene Ontology annotation, molecular function: heme binding; oxidoreductase activity, acting on paired donors, with incorporation or reduction of molecular oxygen, reduced flavin or flavoprotein as one donor, and incorporation of one atom of oxygen; iron ion binding. Gene Ontology annotation, cellular component: cytoplasm; intracellular membrane-bounded organelle. The coding region runs from base 4 to 1494 and encodes 496 amino acids. Lineage: Eukaryota; Metazoa; Mollusca; Bivalvia; Pectinida; Pectinidae. The record is from RefSeq and is a predicted model, not a curated record. Gene Ontology annotation, biological process: xenobiotic metabolic process.